CCUGGAGGCAUCGGGUCCCUAGGAGUCUUCCGAGCGAAGGGGUCCGGCGCGCAGCCCCGCGGCAUUCCGCUGCGGCGACCCCUCCGGAGGGGGAAGCCGAGUUCCCGGAAGUCAUUUUGCUGGGAAUUGCUGGUUCUUGUGCCGAGAGGAGCCUCGGAAGGAAAAAGGCGUGCACCAUGGUGACGGAGCAGGAGGUGGAGGCCAUUGGGCAGACACUGGGUGACCCCCAGCAGCCCCUGCAGGCCCGCUUCCGGGCACUCUUCACACUUAGAGGGCUUGGCGGCCCCGACGCCAUUGCCUGGAUCAGCCGGGCCUUCAGGGAUGACUCCGCCCUGCUCAAGCACGAGCUGGCCUACUGCUUGGGCCAGAUGCAGGACCGCCGAGCCAUUCCUGUGCUGGUGGAUGUGCUGCGUGACACCCACCAGGAGCCCAUGGUGCGCCACGAGGCAGGGGAGGCUUUGGGUGCCAUCGGGGACCCAGAAGUUCUGGACAUCCUGAAGCAGUACUCCGCUGACCCUGUUGUCGAGGUGGCUGAGACGUGCCAGCUGGCCGUCUGUCGGCUGGAGUGGCUGCAGCAACACAGCGGGGAGCCAGCAGCAGCGGGGCCCUACCUCUCCGUGGACCCGGCCCCUCCGGCCAAGGAGCGGGAUGUGGGGCGGCUGCGGGAAGCGCUGCUGGACGAAGCCCUGCCGCUGUUCGACCGAUACCGAGCCAUGUUCGCCCUCCGGGAUGCCGGCGGCGAGGAGGCUGCCCUGGCGCUGGCUGAGGGCCUUCACUGUGGCAGCGCCCUCUUCCGCCAUGAGAUCGGCUACGUGCUCGGCCAGCUGCAGCAUGAGGCGGCUGUGCCCCAGCUGGCUGCGGCCCUGGCCCAGAGGACUGAGAGCGCCAUGGUGCGACAUGAGUGUGCGGAGGCCCUGGGAGCCAUUGCCCGCCCCACCUGCCUGGCUGCCCUGCGGGCCCACGUGGCCGACCCCGAGCGCGUGGUGCGGGAGAGCUGCGAGGUGGCCCUGGACAUGUACGAGUACGAGAGGGGGCCGGCCUUCCAGUAUGCGGACGGGCUGGAGCAGGUGCGCUCGCCCUCCUCCUAGAGCUACUGCCCGCCUGGUCCGGGGCCUCUACCCUGAGGACUCAGCAUAUAAACUGAAUUUGUGUGAAUCGGAUCUUGCUUCCCUGGCUCCCUGAACCUGCUCACUUGGCCGGAUCUCAGCAGCUUUUGCAUCUUGAUUACCCCCAGGACGAGGCUGAGGUCUCUGCUGUCCCGACGGAGGGCCUAGCACAGGCUGCAGUGUACGGGCGGGAUGUCAGCCUGGGAGCGAGGAUCUGGGGGUGGGGGUGCAGGGGUGGGGCUGUGCUCUGGGGAGGUUGUGUGGCCCAGCUUCUCCAGGAAUGAGGGGGUGCAGAGAAAGGCACUGUGGGGAAUCUGUGCCCUGUGGGCCUGGGCAGGAUCUGGGCCUCUAACUCCCCACCUGGGGCCCUGGGUGGGCUGGGCUAGGGACUUGGGACACGUGACAAACAGGCCCCAGGCACUGCUUACGUGGAAUAUUAAAUUAUUUUUGCCGAGCA
This is a messenger RNA of Myotis daubentonii (Daubenton's bat), 1563 nucleotides long. It is a transcript of the gene DOHH, whose product is annotated as deoxyhypusine hydroxylase. Lineage: Eukaryota; Metazoa; Chordata; Mammalia; Chiroptera; Vespertilionidae. The record is from RefSeq and is a predicted model, not a curated record. Gene Ontology annotation, molecular function: deoxyhypusine monooxygenase activity. Gene Ontology annotation, biological process: peptidyl-hypusine biosynthetic process.